This is a messenger RNA of Loxodonta africana (African savanna elephant), 2186 nucleotides long. RefSeq names its product post-GPI attachment to proteins 2 (gene PGAP2). Gene Ontology annotation, biological process: GPI anchor biosynthetic process. Bases 99 to 1304 code for a protein of 401 amino acids. Lineage: Eukaryota; Metazoa; Chordata; Mammalia; Proboscidea; Elephantidae. The record is from RefSeq and is a predicted model, not a curated record. Gene Ontology annotation, cellular component: Golgi membrane; endoplasmic reticulum membrane. The transcript is spliced from 8 exons.
UGACAGGAUGGUUGGUCCAACGUGUCAAACCUAGGUGUCCGGAGCUUUUCUGGCUGCCCCGACGCAGUCGGCAUUUAGUGAGGUUGGAGAGGCAAGGCAUGAAGGGACACAGAUUAAGGAGAGAGCCCAGGGUUUGGCUCCCGGUUAGCGGGGAGGGGCCAGCAGAGGAUCUGGGCACCGCUUCCUCCCCAAGUUCCGCCCCAAGCACGCCAGCCCCGCCCCCGUCGUCACUGCUCCGCCCCGCCGCUGGCCCCUGGUGGGGCUGGGGCUCCCCCUGCACACCCCGACUUCCCCCCUACCGGCUCCGGGCCUGCACCGGCACCGCCUCCUCGCCGACGCCUCCUGGGUCUGACAAGAUGUACCAGGUCGCACUGCCACUGGACCGGGAUGGGACCCUUGUCCGGCUCCGCUUCACCCUGGUGGCCCUGGUCACGGUCUGCUGUCCACUUGUCGCCUUCCUCUUCUGCAUCCUCUGGUCCCUGCUCUUCCACUUCAAGGAGACAACGGCCACACACUGUGGGCACACACCUCACCAGAUGUUCUCUGCGGCCUCCCAGCCCCUGGACCCCGACGGGACCGUGUUCCGGCUCCGCUUCACAGCCAUGGUCUGGUGGGUCAUCACUUUCCCCGUGUUCGGCUUCUUCUUCUGCAUCAUCUGGUCCCUGGUGUUCCACUUUGAGUACACAGUGGCCACUGAUUGUGGGGUACCCAAUUACCUGCCAUCGGUGAGCUCUGCCAUCGGCGGGGAGGUUCCUCAGCGCUACGUAUGGCGCUUCUGCAUUGGCCUGCACUCAGCACCCCGCUUCUUGGUGGCCUUCGCCUACUGGAACCACUACCUCAGCUGUGCUUGCUCUUGCCCUGGCUACCGCCCACUUUGCCGGCUCAACUUCAGCCUCAACGUCAUUGAGAACCUCGCGCUGCUGGUGCUCACCUACGUCUCAUCCUCCGAGGACUUCACCAUCCAUGAGAAUGCUUUCAUUGUGUUCAUCGCUUCAUCCCUCAGUUAUAUGCUCCUUACCUGCAUUCUCUGGCGGCUGACCAAGAAGCACAAAGUAAGUCAGGAGGAGCGAAAAUCCUACAGCUGGAAACAGAGGCUCUUCAUCAUCAACUUCAUCGCCUUCUUCUCUGCACUGGCAGUCUACUUUCGGCACAACAUGUAUUGUGAGGCUGGAGUAUACACAAUCUUCGCCAUCCUGGAGUACACUGUUGUCCUAACCAACAUGGCAUUCCACAUGACUGCCUGGUGGGACUUCGGGAACAAGGAGCUGGUCAUUACCUCCCAGCCUGAAGAAAAGCGAUUCUGAACCCCUCUCUCUCCUGCUGGGGAAGAGGAGGCCCACUGCCCAGAAACAAGGAACAAGAUGACAUGCUGGCCUUCCCUACUUGUGUCCUCUUUGGGCCCUACUGAAGCCGAGAUGAGGUGGGGUGGGGUGGAGGGAGGAAGGGCAUAGGAGAAGGCUUUACCCCAGCCCUGCUGGCUUCUUUCCCCCACCUCCCAUAUGGGCAGCGGGCCUUUAAGCAGCAUCACCCCUGCCCGAGAGACCUCAAGAAGCUGUGUGGUAGGAGAGCUCCACCUUCUGGUGCUAAAAAAGAAAAGUCCUGAUGUUCACAACCACAUCCUAGUUUUUGACCCUUACAGAGCCACCUCUAAGGUUAGGGACCAUGGAGCAGGGGCCACUACCUGAAAUCCAGUCUUUUAUCUCCAUGGGGUCAUCCACUUGACAUGUCUUAAGAUCUACUGUGCAUAUCCAGACCUACGGCCACAGUCCCCUGCUAAGUUUGCCCAGGUGUUCUAGUCCUGACUUCACCUCUUCGGUGUGUGCCCUUCCCUACCUGAGCCUCAGUGUGUCCAUGUGUAUAAUGGGGAGUGGGGUGGGCUACAUGAUUUCCAAGGACCAUUCCAGUCUGUGGUUUUGAUAUCACCUGAUAGAGGUGGUAAUCCAUAUCUGAGUGGAUGACCCGCUCCAAAAAAGGAACCCAGCACAGCAUGUAAUUUCCCUUCCCCUCUGAAAUUUCUGGCUUACACUCUUCCUUCUUUGCAAAGGUGUGGGUGGAGUUGUCAAAAACACAGAUUCCUACUCUAAAAUGGGCUCCCUGGUGUCCCCCCAUCCUCUCUGUGCCCCAGGCCCUGAGCUCUUCUGGUUGUACAGUUUAUUUCAAAGAAAAUAAAUAUUUUUUUGCAAACA